AUGGAAAUCACAUUUCCCACUCUAGAAGAUUUCUCAUUCUUGUUCCCAGAAAUGGAAUCCAAUCUAAACUCAAAGAAAAGAAGUUACCCAGAAAGUUCACAAACUCAAUGGAACCACAGCAAUAACAUUUUCAAUGAUGAUACUGAUAGUAGUACAUUAAACAAUAUCCUCAGUUCUCUCAUUCAAUUCGACAGGCAAAUUCCAAAACAAGAACAACAACAAGCAACGCCAGUGAAAUCUAAUUCAAAUGAGUUGUAUCAGUUAGAUUUCGAACAGCCAGCUACAAAGAAAGCGCGUCACUCAGACGCGUCUGCCAUUGCAACGGCAACAACUGCAACUACUUCUUCAAUAGUGGGCCCACAGAGACGGUUAUGGGUUAAAAACCGUUCAAAAGACUGGUGGGAGAGCUGCAUCAGCCCUGAUUUUCCAGAAGAAGAAUUCCGGAGAUGUUUUCGGAUGAGUAAAUCAACUUUCGAAUUUAUCUGCAGAGAACUCGAUUCAGCUGUUACUAAGAAAAACACUAUGCUCCGCGACGCGAUUCCGGUGCAGCAGCGCGUGGCGGUUUGCAUCUGGAGGCUCGCAACCGGUGAUCCACUUAGAAUUGUUUCGAAGCGAUUCGGUUUAGGGAUAUCCACUUGUCAUAAACUUGUACUUGAGGUUUGUGCUGCGAUUAAGAAAGUUCUUAUGCCGAAAUUUAUUAGUUGGCCUGAUGAGAAAAACCUCAAGUUAAUUAAACAAGAGUAUGAGUCUCUUUCUGGAAUACCGAGUGUUGGUGGUUCAAUGUAUACGACUCAUAUUCCGAUAAUUGCACCUAAGUCCAAUGUGAAUUCUUAUUUCAAUAAGAGGCACACUCAGCGGAACCAGAAAACUUCCUACUCUGUUACCGUUCAAGGAGUGGUUGAUACGAGAGGGAUUUUCACUGAUGUUUGUAUUGGUUGGCCUGGUUCUUAUCCUGAUGAUCAAGUUUUGGAGAAAUCGGUUUUGUAUCAGAGAGUUAUGAGAGGGAAUUUGAAAGAUGUUUGGGUUGUUGGAAACUCUGGGUUUCCUUUGAUGGAUGGAAUUUUGGUUCCAUAUACACAUCAAAAUCUGACAUGGACACAACACGCUUUUAACGAGAAAGUUGGGGAUAUUCAGAAGGUUUGUAAAGAUGCGUUUGCGAAAGUGAAAGGUAGAUGGUCUUGUUUGCAGAAGAGAACUGAGGUGAAGAUUGAGGAUCUGCCUGGUGUUCUUGGUGCUUGCUGUGUUUUGCAUAAUAUUUGUGAAAUGAGGAAUGAGAAGAUGGAUCCUGAGUGGAGUUUUGAUCUGUUUGACGAUGAGAUGGUGGCGGAGAAUGGUGUUCGAUCUGCUGCUGCUGCUCAGGCGAGAGACAAUAUUGCUCAUGAUUUGUUACAUCGUGGCCGCGCCGGCACUACUUUUUUGUAG
Molecule: messenger RNA, 1422 nt
Organism: Lathyrus sativus (Indian pea)
Lineage: Eukaryota; Viridiplantae; Streptophyta; Magnoliopsida; Fabales; Fabaceae
Source: the annotation of a GenBank genome assembly